GUGUCCAUGCUGUGCCCACUGCUGAUAGACCCAGCGCACCCUGUAAUUACGGACAGGUUCAAGCUGAUGUCUGAACAGCCAGCAGCGCUGCCGGGCAUCAAACGGAAAGCUUCCAAGUCCGAGCGCCUGGUAGAUUCCACGACGGCACCGAAGAAAGCCGCAAAACGGCCGCACUCUGAAGCCAUGACGCAUGAGGCAGAGCAACUGGUGGAUACCACAACAGCUCCAAAGAAGGCUGCGAAGAAGCCAACCUCGGAUGCGGCAAAUGGCCAGGAACCCAAGAAGAAACCGCAACGAGUCGUGACUUUGCAAAAAUC
Molecule: messenger RNA, 317 nt
Organism: Symbiodinium pilosum
Lineage: Eukaryota; Dinophyceae; Suessiales; Symbiodiniaceae
Source: the annotation of a GenBank genome assembly